This is a messenger RNA of Dimorphilus gyrociliatus, 5315 nucleotides long. The record is from the annotation of a GenBank genome assembly. Lineage: Eukaryota; Metazoa; Annelida; Polychaeta; Dinophilidae.
AAUUACUCCUACAGCAAUGACUGUUGCCAUUUCUAACGAUGAGCGAGCUGUUGAACGAGUUAAAGAACGCACAGACAAGGAGAGGAGGUAAAGGAGAAGCUGGAAGAGGAAGUAGAAUAGGAGGUCAAAGAGGAGGUCAAAGAGGAGGUCAAAGAGGAGGUGGAAAGGAAGGGGGAGAAGAAGGUGGAAAUGAGUCUCACAGAGCAAACAGAAGAGAGGCUGUAAGUCCAAAUGACAGGGAGGGAGGAUAUCGAAAAGAGAAUGGUGGUCCUAGAUGGGGGCGCAAGGAUUUUGAAACCUUCAAGGAGAGUAAUGACGCCGAUAUGGUAGCAAUGACUAUAAAUGGAAAGCAAAGCAUCCUCCACGAACUGUUCGAGAGAGAAACUGUACUAGUAGUAAAAUUGACAGUGUUAAUAGCCGAAAAGUGCGCCUUUCCGGGAGUCAAGAAAUCUAUACUUAAACGUUUUACAGAAUGUUCAAAGUCCAAGAAAUAUCUUAUAAAUAAAAUUCGUAAUAUGAGUACAAUUACGAAUGAAAGAGAUGUUUACUGCUGGGAAGAUCUGGAAGAUUUAUGGGAAUGUGUUAUGAGCACUUGUUUAUUUCUAAAAAUGAAAUUUCGAUGGCAAGAUGAGAAUGAAUUACUGGUUACUGUAGAGAAUAUUAACGAGAUGAAAAAUUUAUUUCGAGCUGGAGCUGAAGUUGUUUCAAAUGAAGCUCCUAAAUCUCGCUUUAAAUCAACAAUAAACUAUGAUAAAGAACCUGAAGAUGAUAUUUCUAAUUAUUCCGAAUAUCCUGCGGCAAAGGAAUUACAACGAGACUUUACUCCAUUCAUUAGACCGAUUAAAAAGCACGGCGCUUAUUUAAACGAGAAACAAUACUUGGACAUUUAUUAUAGACUGAUGAGAGAGGAUUUAAUAAGACCUCUUCGAGAAGGAAUUAAAAAGCUUAUCGAAGAAGAUUCAAGUCUCGGAGUUUAUAAAAAUGUUAAAGUAAACGAAAUUUUUGUUGAUAAACGUGGCAUCUCAAGGUUAGCAAAAUUUGACAAACUAAAAAGAAUUAACUGGGAAACUUCGAAACGUCUACUUCCGGGAUCAUUGAUAUGUUUAUCAUCCGAUAAUUUCAAUAGUCUGCAUUUUGCAACAGUUGGAAGUCGGGAUAAAAGUAUUAUUUCCAGUGGUUACGUAACAAUAAAAUUUGAGAAGAGUGAAGAGCUUGAUUUGCAAAAAACCUUUGUCAUGGUUGAAAGUGAAGGAUAUUUUGAAUCAUAUAGAUAUAUUUUAAAAGGUUUACAGGAAAUGCAAACAGAAGACAUACCGUUCAAAGAAGAGAUUAUUUAUUGCAGAAAAGACCAUAGACUUCCUAACUAUAUUAAAAAUUCUCCUUAUUGGGAUCUUACCUGCUUGAUUCCAAACGAUUCUUCUACUUCAAAGGAAUUGAAAUCAACUUUGACUAAUUUUAAUGUUCUUGGUACACAAAGCUGGCCGAAUAAUGAACAAUUAAACUUGGACACUUCUCAAUUCGAAGCAAUUCGAUCUGUAUUCAGAAAUAGAAUAACCUUAAUCCAAGGUCCACCUGGAGCAGGUAAAACUUACGUUGGGCUGAAAUUGGCAAAUAUUCUAUUGAAAAACAAACAAAAAUGGAAAGCUGAGAAUAAUAGUCCUAUUUUAGUUGUUGCUUAUACUAAUCAUGCUUUGGAUCAAUUUUUGGAAGGAGUAUCUUCAUUUGAGGAAAGUAUCGUUAGGUUUGGUUCAAGAUGUAAUUCUGAAUCGCUGAAGAAGUUUAGUUUACAAGAAAAAAGAAGGGAAACACUAUCAAAUUCAUCUUCAUGGGCAAAAAAAAUAAAACACCGAAGAUAUGAAGCGUUCCGGGAUAGAGAAGAGGCUAAAUGUCAAUUAGAGAUCUUGAAAAACAUGAAAAAAAAAUUUACUAAUGGCUUUGCAAAUAUAGAAGAUUUUGAUGUUGAAGAAAGUUGGUUAUUACACGAAAUAGAAACUUCAUAUAGUAAUUAUCAGGUUAAUCCCUUUGUGCAGUGGCUAGUUUUAGAACCAGAAUCUAUGAUGGAAACCAUGCAACAAAAUGCAGAAAGUGGCCUUUCGUCAAAACCAGAUAACAAAGAACAGAAUCUGUCAGCCGAAGAGCAGAAAUUUCAAAACGAAGAAGACGUUGACAUCUCUUUGCAAGAAAUAGAAAUGGAACAUCGAGACAUAGAAGCAGAUGUUAAACAAAUAGAAGAAGUUCGUAAAACAAUUGAAGAUAAAGAGAAUAUCAACAUAAACAUAGACUUAGAAAACGAUGAAGGAUGGACAAUGAAAAUUGAUAUGAAAAAACUCAGAAACAGAGUACAAAAAGAGUUUACUUCAACUGAUAUCAUGGACAAAACGACAGUCGACAAUAUUUACAGCAUUCAAAAACUGUCGGGAAAGGAACGAUGGCAACUUUAUAGAUACUGGGUACAACAGCAAAUCAGAAGACUAGAUAAGAAGAUAAAUGCAUAUGGAAAUAAAUAUCAAAUUUUAUUCGACGAACUAUGUGACUACUCUGAUCAAAUUGAUAUGGAAACAGCUAAGAAUUCAUCUGUAAUUGCUAUGACAACAACAUGCGCUUCUAGGCUUCGACAUUUGAUUAAACAGAUAAAGCCUACAAUUGUACUUUUUGAGGAAGCUGCAGAAGUUUUCGAAUCACAUGUUCUCACUUCAUUAUCUAAAGAUACUCAGCAUUUAAUUCUCAUUGGCGAUCAUCUUCAAUUGAAACCUAAACCAAUUGUUUAUGAUCUCGCUAUCAACUAUAAUCUAGAGAUUUCUUUGUUUGAGAGACUUGUUGAAAAUGAUUUGCCCCACGUUACACUCGGCGUUCAAAGACGAAUGAGACCAGAAGUCUCUUAUCUCAUUCAAGAUAUAUAUCCAGAUCUACAGGAUCAUUUUAGUACAAAGAAUAGGGAUGGGAUCAAAGGAGUGGAUAAAAGCGUUCUUUUCUUUAAUCAUAAAGAGAACGAAGAUAUAUUAUUGGAUGAUGGACAUAGUAAGCGCAACACAUUCGAGGCGCAAAUGAUAACCGGUCUCGUUAAGUAUCUACGUCAACAGAAUUACGAUGGAGAAAGGAUUACGAUCAUUACUCCCUACAUGGGACAAGUAGUACUUAUAAAGAAAUGCAUGAAGGCGCCCAAUGAUAAAGUGAAACAAAUAUUCAACGGUGUUCGAGUGGUAGCCAUAGACAAUUAUCAAGGAGAAGAAAAUGAUAUUAUCAUCUUAUCCCUUGUCCGAUGUAAUACCCGAGGAAUUACGGGAUUUGUGACUAUACAGAAUCGAAUUUGCGUAAUGUUGUCAAGGGCAAAAUAUGGAAUGUUUAUCUUUGGUAAUCUUGAUAUGUUCGCCUCUAAAUCUGAUUUAUGGAAAAAAAUCAAACAAAGAUUAGAAGAAAAAGAUCAAAUUGUCAACUCAUUAAAACUGGCAUGUCAAAAUCACAAUAUUGGCACGGAGGUCAAAAAACCAUCAGACUUUUUAAAAGUCCCAGAAGGUGGAUGUUCUAAAAAAUGUGGACAGAGAUUACCAUGUGGACAUAUUUGUCUAUUGUCAUGUCAUGCCUUUGACCCCGAACAUAAAAAGUAUCCCUGUCAACAACCAUGCAGCAAAAUUCUUUGCGAUCUUGAUCACAAAUGUCCAAAACUAUGUUUCCAAUCCUGUCCACCUUGUAUGAAAAAAGUGAAGAAAUAUAUUGCUGAUUGUGGACAUACAGACGAAGUUCCUUGCUCAGUACCAGAAUCAAACUGGAACUGUCGUAGUAAGUGUACAAAAAGUCUGAAUUGUGGUCAUAAAUGCGAAAGAAAAUGCUAUGAAAAAUGUGUCUGCUUUGUUCCUUGCAAAAAAAGUCUAUUAGGAUGCGAUCAUGUAUGUCAGGGCAACUGUUCUACAUGCUUUAAUGGUAAAAUGCACGUUCCUUGUAAUAAACCAUGCAAAAGAAUUCUUGUAUGUGGACAUGAAUGUGAAGAUAGGUGCACUAAGGAGUGCCCACCAUGCACACGAGAUUGUGACAUGAAAUGCAUCCACUCGGAAUGCAGUCUGAAAUGUGGAGACCCAUGCUAUAUUUGUAAAAUGGAAUGUCCUUUAAAGUGCGAACACCAGAUUUGCGAAAAAAAAUGUGGUGAAGCAUGCAGUAUUAAACCCUGCACAAGACGUUGCAAGAAGACUCUUUCUUGUAAACACCGUUGCAUAGGUUUAUGUGGUGAUGAAUGUCCGCCAAUUUGUGGACAAUGCAAUCCUUCCGUCUAUGAAAUAUUCUUUGGAGUGGAGGAUGAAAAUUCUACAUUUGUCUUUUUGCCCGAUUGUCAACAUUGUAUUGAAUCCGAAUCAAUGGAUGAAUGGAUGAUGAGAGAAAGUAACAAAGUAGGCCUAAAGUCUUGUCCCAAGUGCAGCACAAUUGUUAGAAAAUGUACAAGAUAUAAUAAUAUAAUUAAUCGACAAUUAAAGAAUGUCGAAGAAGCCAAGAAAAAAAUGAUUAAGCCUAUUAGUGAAGAAGAUGUAAAGAAAAACAAAGUGCUGAAUGAUUAUCUUCAACUCCACUCGAAAAAAAACAGCUUUUUCCCUAUAAGUUUACUUCGUCUUCAAACCUAUAUAACUUCAAGUAUUGAACAGAUGAAGGAACAUGGAACAAAUGAAAGGGAUCUGGCUAAAAUCGAAACUUUAAUAUCGAUCAGCAAAAAGCUUAUUGAAUUCGCAAAUAAUCGAUAUAUCAGUUCCGAUAGUAAAAUGGAAUUGGACAAUAUUUGUAAAUGGUUGAUGAAUAUUGAAACUAGCUUUAGUGAUCAACAAGAAAGUGACUUGAACAAUGCUUUAGACAGAAUGAAGAUUUUCCUGAUAAUUGACUGUUUUAAUCGCCAAACAACACAACUAGAGUCAAUUUUGAACCAAUGUCUGGACUAUCAGGCUUUGUCCGUAUAUAAUAAAAUGCUAUUGGGAGCCUAUGUGAAGUCUAGUGAUUUAGAUUAUCUAUUUAAAGCACUAAAAGUUGUGGGAGAUAAGGAGGGCAUGGACCUGAAUGAAGAAUUAACAAUGAAAAAGAAAAUGGCUAUAAUAAGAGCUAUGGACAUACCUAGAGGACAUUGGUUUAAAUGUCCUAAAGGUCAUAUAUAUGCAAUUGGCGAGUGCGGUGGAGCAGUAGAAGAGUCUAGAUGCCCUGAUUGUAAAUCAAUAAUCGGAGGAACAGGUCAUAGAUUAGCGGAAGGUAAUGCACAUAUUGGAAGUUUUGAUGGAUCAGCUAUGUCCUCAUAUGAUACAGCAGUAGCAGCUCAAGACGAACGUCCUCUGAUCGACUUUGAUUAG